AUGCACAGUUAAAAGUUAUUAUAUAUUCUGCUACACAUUUACAUUGCUUGAAUCAGCUGAUGUACUCUUUAUGUUUUAUUCUGAUUUUUCGUUGUACACCGAGGUCGAAUUGUAGGGCUGUGAGUGCAUGUUUGACUUAGUUGAUUGUUUUGGAUCGGUGGAAACUUAUGAAGGAGCACACGUUGUUUUCCUUCGUCAAUCUCGGUACCCCGUUUGGGUAUACGAAUUCUUGUUCUUGAUGGAUUUUGAACCUGUGAUCACUGUGCCCAGGGGGACGGACCAAUUUCAGUCACUGGAAACAUCCCCUAGUAACUAUUUUCAGUCAUGACACAUUACAGUAUCCGAUACCUAUGCGUGGUUUUCAAUUAAGGUUAUUGAAUAGGAACAGAAAUAAUCUUCGAAUUUUACAGUUGCAGAUAACGAAUUUCUGGCAUAAGAGAUUCACAUAACACAAAUACACAUUGUUUUUAGCAAGAAUUAAUGGUUAAUGUGGAUAACGACCCUAUCGUUUGCGUCAUGUAAGUAG
This is a messenger RNA of Plasmopara halstedii, 526 nucleotides long. RefSeq lists its product as uncharacterized. Lineage: Eukaryota; Oomycota; Peronosporomycetes; Peronosporales; Peronosporaceae. Bases 128 to 328 code for a protein of 66 amino acids. The transcript has a single exon. The record is from RefSeq and is a predicted model, not a curated record.